Molecule: messenger RNA, 1930 nt
Organism: Helicoverpa armigera (cotton bollworm)
Lineage: Eukaryota; Metazoa; Arthropoda; Insecta; Lepidoptera; Noctuidae
Product: cytochrome P450 6B6-like
Exons: 2
Coding region: 53-1588 (511 amino acids)
Molecular function (GO): heme binding; iron ion binding; oxidoreductase activity, acting on paired donors, with incorporation or reduction of molecular oxygen
Source: RefSeq, a predicted model, not a curated record
AACGUUCACUACACUGUUGAUUCAGUCUCGCGCGAUCGACUGAGGCAACAACAUGCUUCUCCUACUUAUUCCAAUUGUGCUCGUGCUCUUAUACUACUACACCACCAGGAACCACGACUACUGGGAGAAACGCAACAUCAAGCAUGAGAAACCAAUACCCGUAUUCGGAACGCUGUACAACAAUGUAUUUGCCAAGAAAAGCAUCACAGAAAUAUCCGUGGAGCUAUACCGUCAGUAUCCCAAUGAGAAAGUUGUGGGCAUAUACAGAGGAACCACACCAGAACUCAUCAUCCGAGAUCUGGAUAUAGCAAGGAAGAUCCUGAAUGUAGACUUCGCAUAUUUCUACCCCAGAGGAUUGGGCAGGAACCCUAAAUAUGAACCUGCAUUUCUGAAUAUCUUCCAUGUUGACGGCGACACGUGGAAAUUGUUACGACAGCGUCUAACAUCAGCGUUCACGACCGCCAAACUGAAAAGCAUGUUCCCACUAGUUGUGGCGUGCGCUGAGAAACUGCAAAAUGUCGGUGAAGACAUCGUGAACAAAGGCGGAGACUGUGACGUGCGCGAGCUGAUGGCGCGGUUCACCACGGAGUUCAUCGGCGCGUGCGGCUUUGGUAUUCAAAUGGACACCAUCAACAACGAGCACUCUCUCUUCAGAGAUUUGGGCAGAAAAAUGUUCAACAGAUCGUGGAGAAAUUUUGUCCUCGUACCACUCUACGAUUUGUUUCCCGACUUCAGAACAGUUUUUCAAAAAAUAUUGCACGAGCCGUUCUUGCUGGAUUCCAUGGCCGAGAUUGUUCAAAAUAUUCGCAAACAACGUAACAAUAAACCCAUUGGGCGAAAUGACUUCAUUGAUUUACUUUUAGAAGUAGAAGCCAAAGGCAAGAUGACAGGUGAGUCAGUGGAGAAAAGAACUGCAGAUGGAAAGCCAGUGCAAGUGGAAAUGGAUAUGGAUCUGACAUGCAUGGUGGCACAGGUGUUUGUGUUCUUCGCAGCAGGUUUCGAAACUUCUUCAUCGGCGACGAGUUUCAUGUUACAUCAGUUGGCAUUCCACCCAGAAGAACAAAAGAAAAUUCAGGAAGAUAUCGAUAGGGUGCUUGCGAAGUACAACAAUCAACUGUGCUAUGACUCAAUCUCUGAAAUGAAAGCAUUGAGUAACGGCUUCAAGGAGGCAAUGAGAAUGUUCCCCUCUCUGGGCACCUUACACAGAGUGUGUGCAAAGAAGUACAAGAUCGAAGAGUUAGGCAUCACAAUCGAUCCAGAUGUUAAGAUCAUCAUCCCAGUGGAAGGUAUUCAAAAUGACGAAAAGUAUUUCGAAAACCCCACUCAGUUUAAACCGGAUAGGUUCAACGAUCCGUCUGAGGAGAGACAUAAGUUUGCAUAUAUGCCCUUCGGUGAAGGACCUCGGCAAUGUAUCGGUGCUCGGCUUGGUGAAAUGCAGUCACUAGCAGGACUUGCAGCAGUUCUGCACAAGUUCAGCGUCGAGCCGGCAGCGACCACCAAAAGGUACCCCGAGGUGAACCACGGCAGUAAUACGGUGCAGUCCAUCAAGGGAGGACUGCCACUGAAGUUGACUCUGAGAAACAAAUAGACUUUCAUAAAACUCCUCAUGAUGUCCGCCAAUGCUUCAUUUGUGUAAUUUACCACUUCAGUAUCGCACAAAGCAGACACAAGAGUCAAACAAUCGGUGUGCAUCAAACAAAAAACUCAUGUGACAGGGAAAAUUAUUAAGAGCUCACCAUUUUUUGGAACCCGUAGAAUAAAUCAAGUACGAAUCGAUCCAGACUUGAAUAGAAUACUCCUAUCAAAAAUAGUAAGGGCUCCGAAAACCAUAUAACCAUAUAAAAUUGCUUUAGCCCUUAAUCAUUAGCUCUUAAUCGUACCUAAAUAGAUAAUUAUUAUUGUAAAAUAAAUCAAUAAAUACUAAGAUAAA